AUGAGUAGUGAAGACGACAACCAAAAUCUCGUUAAAUGCGCAGAAGAAAUUUGUGAAGUAUUUGCUGAUAGUGUAUCUUCUCUUGUUUUAAUGCUUGUUGCUUUACAAGAGAAAAAUAAACCACCAAGACCAGAAAUGCAAAUGUCUAUUCAAAGUGUUGCUGAGCAAUCUGACAAUAUUGGACAAAUUGCAAAGGACCUUGCAGAAGAAGAUUAUGAAGAGUAUCCUGAUAUUCAAAAAGAAAUUCUUGACGCAGCUGAGGAAGUAUUUACUGGAUCAAGUGAUUUAACUCAAGCAGCCAAUAACCUUAAAACAUCUAACUUAAAAGAAGGUUAUCAACAACUUGUUGAUGGAUGUAGAAUUUGUGGAACCAAUUGUAUUAAAUUGUUACAAAUUGUAUAUGGAGCUACAUUUAAGAAACUUGCAGCUGAACAAGAAAAAAUGAGAGAACUUGCAGAACAAAUGGAUACUAAAUUAGUUGAUGAAGAUCCACAACGUUUUGCAGAUAUUGCAGGAGAUUUGUGUUCAGCAGGUUUACAAAUUGCUGAAGAUAUAAGAACACAAGCUGAUGGAGAAGCAGUUCCAUCAGAUAAAGCUGAGAUGCAAGAACUUGCUGAUAAUAUUGAGAAGUAUUCAAAUGAACUUCUUGAUGCAGUUAAUGCAUAUCUUGAAGAUCCAGAUAAUGAAAAGUUAAGAGUUGAAAUGGAAGAAGCUAAAGAAAGAUUAAUGAAAGAAAUGGAAAAGGCUAAAGAAAGAGUUGCUAAAAGUCAAGAAAUUGUUAAAAAACAACAAGAAGCUCUUAACGCACAAACAGCCGCACAAAAUGCUAGUAUUGAUGAAAAAAUAAAGAAUUCAAAACCAAUUGUUUCAAAAGAAGAACAAGUAAAAACAGGACUUUCUGUAUUAGAAAAUUUAGAUAAAGCAGGAGAAGCAGUCUUUUGGAAUAAUCCAAAAGAUUUUGUUUCAUCAACAAAUGAAAAUAUGCAAGAAGUUCCAAAAUUUGUGGAUGGAAGAAUUGCUGAUGCUAGAAAUGAAAAGAACCCAGAAAAAGAGGAAGAAGCAAAAAAAAUUAAAGAAGAUUUCCAAACAUUUGUAGAUAAUGCUAAAACUGCAUUUUCAGAACCAGAAAAUGAUGCUAAGAAAGAAGCAGCAAUUGAAUCAUAUAAAGAAGAUAGAGCAAGAAUUGUUAAAGAAUUACAAGAACUUGGUGUAGAAGAUAUCCCAGAACAACCACAAGUUGAAGAAGCUACAUUUGAUAUUGAAGAUGAAACUAUUAUUGCCAAUAGUGAACAAGCACUUAAGACUAUGCCAAAAGAUAAAUUAGAUAAAUUAAAGAAUACGUAUAAACAAAUAGAAGCAAUGGAAUAUGCAGUAGAUAAUGGAGAUAAUAAUGCAUUUGUUUCUAAUGCUAAACCUGUUAUUAAUGAUGUUCAACAAGCAGCACAAAUAAUGAACCAAGAAGCAGUUAAAAAUAAAGACGUUAAGAAAAAGAAAAUUGCAGAGAAUCUUAGUGAAGAUCUUGCACCAUCAAUUAAUGAUUCUAAAGCAUCACUUGUUGAUAAAGAAAAUAAAGCCAAAAAGGAAAAGGCUAAACAAAGUUUAGAAAAAUUAAAAGAAGAUGUUGUUGAUGCUCUUGUUGUUGAAGGAAUUACUAAGAAACAAGCUGAAAAAGCACUUUCAGAAAAAGAAAGAAAUGAAGAAUUAAUUAAAGAACUUUUAACUAUGAAGCAAGCAGCUGUUGAAAUGCAAGAUGCAGUCAAUAAUAAAAAUACAGGUGCAUUAGCUAAAAAUGCUAAAGAAGCAUUAACAGCAACAAAAGCCACUGUUCCAAAAAUGAAAGAAACAGCACAAAAACAAAAGGAACCAUUACUUGAUGCAUAUGCUGAUAAUAUUCAAAGAAAAUUAGUUCCAGCCAUUAAUGAUUCCAAUACAUUUAUUAAGGAUUCAAAAGAUGAGAAAAAAGCAGAACAAGCUAACAAGGCUAUUACUGAAUAUAUUGAGGCAAUUGAUGACGCAUUGAGAGAAUGUAAAGCAACUCCAGAUGAAAUGCAAGUUGCAGUUAAAGUAAAAGAAGACAGUGAAGUUACAAAGAAAGCAGAGAAAACAAAAGAAUGUACUAAGAAAGCAAGAGAUUGUUUAUUUAAUGGCGAUUUAGAUGAAUUAGAAGAUGCAAUGGUAGAACUUGAUGGAGCACAAGAUGAGAUGUUAAGAACUAUGAUUGAAGACGCUAAAAAGAGUGGAAGAAAAGAUGAUGUCAAAAAAAUUAAAGACACUAAAGAAGAAUAUGAAAAAGCUUCAGAAGAGGUUAAAAAAGCUAAAAAAGAUCCAAAAGAUAAAGAACAAAGACAAAAAGCAUCAGAAAAAUUAAGAAAAUAUCAAGAAACCCUUGAUAAAAUCAUGGAAGAUGAAGGUAAACCAAUAAAAGAAACAGAAAAAACACAAAACAAAGUUGAUGAAGAUUUAGAAUUAUUGAGAGAAGGAAUUGAAAAUGUUGAUAGUGAGAAAGUGAAAGAAGCAAAUAACAAAUUAACAAAAGAUUUUGAAAAAUAUAAAGCUGAAAAAGAAAAAGAGGGACAAAAUGUUGAUGAUGUUUUAAUUCCUGUUAAAGAGGCACAAGCUGCUGCUGUUACUGCUGCUCGUGAUCCAAAGAAUAUUAUUAAAAGAAAGAAGGCUGUUGAUUCAAUUAAAAAAUGUAGAAAUAAAUUAUAUAACAAACCAGAAGAGGUUAAAUCAGAUGAAAAACAAAGCAAAGAAGAUCUAAAAGAGAUUGAAGAAAUUGAGGAACUUGCUGAUUCAAUUGUUCUUAAUGACGAUGAAGAGGCACGUCUUUUAAUUGAAGAAAUUGCAAAAGCAUCAAGAAGAGUUGCAGAAGCACUUGAAGAAGAAAAUGAAGAAAAACUUAAAAAUGCAUUAGAAGAGCUUGAAAAGAAAAAGAAGAUGAAGGAUAAUGUUAUCAAUAAAGCAAUUGAAAGAUGCCCAGAGGAGGAUAGAAAGUUAUUAAAACAAUCUAAUGAAAAAAUAGAUAAAUUAAGUGAAGAACAAAUUGAAUUAGCUAAACAAGCAUUAGAAGAUGGUAAUAUGAAAGAAAAAGCAUCAAAAGCUAAGAAGAAUUCUGGAGAAACAUCUAAAGUUGCACAAUCUAUGAAACCAAUGUUAGGUAAAACAAGUGAAAUAAAAGCAGAAGAAUCAUCUAAAGCUAUUUUAGAUGAUUGUAAAUUAGCAGAAAAACUUGCAAAAGAACCAAAUGAACGAUUAGCUAAAGAAUUAAAGAAAAAAUUAGCUAAAGAUGUUGAGAAUUACGAAAAUUCUAUUAAAGAUAUGAUUGAAAAUGCAGAUAUUACACCAGAAGAAAAAGAAGCUCUUUUGAAAAAUCUUGAAGAAGUUAAAAAGAAGGCUAAAGAAGUUGAUAAUAAUUUAGAUAAACUUAUAAAGAAUCCAAAAGAUAAACAAGCACAAGAAGACUUAAUUAAGUCAGCUAAAGAAUUGAAUGAGUCUGUCAAUAAGAUGAAUGAUAACUUUGAUGUUGAGCCAAAAGCAAAAUGCAAGAAAACAGAAAGAGUACUUGAUAAAUGCAAAGAAGCAGUUCUUUGUAAAGACAAGGAAGAAGGUAAUAAAGCAUUGGAUGAAUUAGAUAAACAAUACGAAGAGUUAAUGAAAUCAAUUGAUGAGGCAAUUGCCAAAGAAAAGGAUGCAAAGAAAAAGAAAGAAUUAGAAGAAGCUAAGAAAAAAGUACAAGAGUCAAUUGCAGAAGCUAAAAAAGCUACCAAAAAAGCACUUGAUACAAAUAAUGAUGAAGAUAUCCUUGAUUGUGAAAUUGCAUGUGAUUCAGCUAAGGCUGAUGUUGAAAAGUUAAAAGAAAAAUUAAAAGGAGGAAAAACUAAAGGUAGUAAAAAAUCAUCUGUUGCUGAUAGAAUGAAAUAUCUUGCACAUGCCAGAAAAGCAAUGAAAGAUAAAAACUUUGCUAUGGCUCGUGACGACCUUCAGAAAUUGAAAAAAUUAUUGACUGAUGCAUUAGAUGAUCCUGAGUUAGAUGAAGAAACUAGAAAUCAAAUUGAAGACCUCAUUAGCAAAAUCGAUUUUGCAUUAGAAGACAUUGAACAUGCAGAAGAGAAUGGAACUCUUUCAGAAAUUAAUGAUAUGGUAGCACAUUUGAAUGACUUAACUGGAAAUGAUAUUACAGAACAAGCUAAAGCUAAAUCAAAGGCUAGAGGAAUUGCUGCAAGAGCUAGAGGAGGAAAGAAAACUAAUCUCUCUAACCUUGUUAAAGGAUCACGUGAUCUUGCUAAUAAAAUGAAAGGACUCAAAUUCAAUAUUAAAGAUGAAGUACAUGAAAAUAUGGAUGGACUUAGUGAUCAAGCUAAAGCUGCUCUUGAAUUAAAUGAUCUCUUAGAUAAUAUGUCUGAUGGAGUUGAUCUUGAUGGUAUGUUAGGAAGUAUGACAAUUGAUGAAGAACCAGUUGAACCACCAAAGAAUGAGUUAGAGUCUCAAAUUAAUUCUGUUGCUGAUUUAAUUAAACAAACUGCUGUUGAAGAGUCAAAACCAAAAGCUACUGGUAAAACAAAAGAAAUUGCAAAAGCCGAGAUGCCAGCUGUUUGUGGAGAUAUUGCUGUCCAUUUCAGAGAACUUGCAAAACAUGCAUCAUGUGCUAAUAAAGAAGGUAUUAUUGUUGAAGGUAGAACAAUUGCAGCUGCUAUUGGACAGUUCUGCAAAGAGCUUCAAAAGGCUCAGCCAAUUUGUAAAGAUCCAAGAACUGCUGAUGAUAUGGCUCGUUCACUUCAAGCAUUAAGAAAUCUUUCUACACAACUUAAGAUUGUCUGUUCAGUUAAAGCUGCUACAGUUGGAAAAGGUGAUACUGAAGGUGAUAAUCAACUUAUUGCUAUUUGUCAAAAUAUUGGAAAUAAUAUGAAAGGUGGUAUGGAAACUCUUGCUGUUGCAAAUAGAACUAAGCUUCUUAAAAACUAA
Molecule: messenger RNA, 4962 nt
Organism: Entamoeba nuttalli P19
Lineage: Eukaryota; Evosea; Mastigamoebida; Endamoebidae
Exons: 1
Coding region: 1-4962 (1653 amino acids)
Biological process (GO): cell adhesion
Molecular function (GO): actin filament binding
Source: RefSeq, a predicted model, not a curated record